Molecule: messenger RNA, 2991 nt
Organism: Vollenhovia emeryi
Lineage: Eukaryota; Metazoa; Arthropoda; Insecta; Hymenoptera; Formicidae
Product: high affinity nerve growth factor receptor-like
Exons: 9
Coding region: 805-2391 (528 amino acids)
Biological process (GO): cell surface receptor protein tyrosine kinase signaling pathway; protein phosphorylation; positive regulation of kinase activity
Cellular component (GO): axon; signaling receptor complex
Molecular function (GO): transmembrane receptor protein tyrosine kinase activity; ATP binding; neurotrophin binding
Source: RefSeq, a predicted model, not a curated record
CGCAGGCCGUGCGCUUCGUGCGAUCGUCCAGCGCGCGUAGCGAAGCGAGGGAGUCUCGGAGGCGGUUCUUCAGUUUCGGUUAAGCGUUCGUCGAAGAGAGUGAUACGUCUCUCACUCCCGGUCUCCCGGUCUCCACCUACGCCGCUACGAGUGCCGGGCCCGGGUGUCACGCCAAGAGGUUUCGGCUUCCGGCUUAAAGGCUUCGCCACCCACCCACGGUGGUCGUCGUCGAUCCCCGUACGGGGGAGAGCGCGUGCCCCGAGGAGAGACAGCUUCCGUUCUCCAGUAUGACCCGCCGUCGCUUCGCGACCGAUCUCGGCCGGAAUCGCGCGGAGAAACCGGCGACGGAGGCCCGAGGGAUCUCAGACCGCGAAUCCUAGAUCGGGAAUGUAGGGAGAGAAGGAAAAUGCGAAGCCCGUUCGGUAUCCUAUUCCGCGUCACGUGACGGUGCGUACGAUGUGAGACGAGGUGGUGAGAUAGAGGGAAGGUGACGAGAGAGGCGCCUGUGAUUUAUCAUCGUCGCGACAAUCGGCAAUUCCUCGGACUUUUAGUAAGACCCCGGUUCAUGGAUAUCAAGGUCCAAUGAUGACGUUUAUAGGGGCGGCGACACCUCUCUCUCUCUCUCUCUCUCUCUCUUGCCAAAGUAAUGCCGAGAUGCAAUUAGCGCGCCGAUGGUAAUUACCGUUUCGUAGCGAAGGCGAGAGAGUGCAAAGUGCGAACGAGUGCGAAGAAUUAGUUUCUCCGAGGGUGGCUCCGACCACUCGUUGUUUUCUCGUACGGACGCACGGUACACGAACGAAGAAAAUGCCCAGGAAAAGAGGCCUCUCCUCUCCCAAGGCGCGAACAGAUUUAUCAGUGACGGCUUCCAAUCAACGCGAGCCAGAUAUAAUAGUGCAAUUGCCCGCGAACUACGGCAGCCCCGAGAUCAAAGCGUGCAGGGAUCAUCCGCAUAUCUGCGGAAAGGAGGCGGCCUGCCGCACCUUCGCGGACAACACGUCGAAGUGCGUGUGCCCUCACGACCUGUCGCCGCCAACGUCGGAUUUAAGAUGUCCGAAUCGUCUAAUUGUUCCUCUCACGCCUCGUCCUAUACACAAUAUAAUACCACCGAGUGGCAACAACGGCACGAAUAGCACGAACGCGCUUCCGGAAGCAGAGCUAUCUUUACCGGUGGAGGGGUUGAAGUACAAGGUACCUGAAAUCAUAGGAGUAGCUGUAGCUUUCGCCGCGGUAAUCGUGCUCGUACUGAGCGUCGUGUACGGCGUGAGAAGACGGAGUUACAACAUCAAGUCGCAAAGAGGCCCUCUGGACGGAACGCCAAUAAAUCUGAAGAAAGGACUAUUAUUAGCGCAUAAGUACACGUCUAAUCCUCAAUAUUUCACGUGCACGUCACCGGAGGUUCCGAUAAUACAUCGCGAAAGCCUUAUGUUUCUCCACGAUAUCGGCGAAGGAUGUUUCGGGAAGGUUUACAAAGGCGAGCUGCACAACGGAGACACGCAGGAGAUUGUCGCCAUAAAAGUCCUAAAGGACACCGCCACGCCCGAAACCGAGCAGGACUUUAUGCGCGAAGUGGACAUCAUGUCCACGUUCAGCCACGCGAACAUUCUAUCCCUGAAGGGCAUGGUACUUCGAGACGCGACGAACAAUCCGUGGAUGGUGUUCGAGUACAUGCCGCACGGUGACCUCGCCGAGGUGCUACGGGCGAACUCCUUGCAGUUCAAAUCGUCGAAAUCGGAACUUGAACCGUUAACGAAGGACUCAUUAUACUGGAUCUCGAUUCAAAUUGCGGCCGGCAUGUCGUAUCUGUCGGCGCAAAGAUUCGUGCACCGUGACCUGGCGUGUCGAAACUGCCUGGUGGGCUCAGGCCUAACAGUGAAAAUCGCUGACUUCGGCAUGUCGCGAGAUAUUUACACUUGCGACUAUUACAAGAUUGGAGGAUCACGUCUGUUGCCAGUACGAUGGAUGUCGCCGGAGAGCGUGGUGUACGGGAGAUUCACCUUAGAGACCGACGUAUGGAGCUUCGGUGUCGUUCUUUGGGAAGUUUACUCAUUCGGAAAGCAGCCGUACUACGGAUUUAGCAACGAGGAGGUGGUGAAGCUCAUACUUCAAGGAACGAUGCUCGUCCCGCCGGACGAGUGUCCGCCCAUCGUUCGCGAGAUAAUGCACGAUUGUUGGAAAAUCGAGCCGCGGGAACGAAUCAAGUUCCCCGACAUUCUGGAGAGGCUGGAAAAGGCGCAAAACGAGCUGAGCCGGCAAGGGACGUUGCCCAGACCGCCGCAGGGCCCGGUGCUGCUACGCACCCCGGACGUUUUGGAUCCGGACGGCUACUUGCUUCCGGCUCCUGCGAUCCCACGCGAGUAUCUGCAGGCUCUCCCAGUUCUGUCCGACUCAUAAAUUCGUGACAGCGAAGGGACCUUUGAAAUUUAACUCUCGAAAAGUUGCUCCGCGCGCGAUAUGCGUGGAGGACACAUCGAAAAAGUGCGAGGCCUAUCGAACUCCGGUAAAGUGAAAAUUAAUGUAAUAUUCCGGUUGUGAAGUGCACGGUUUACUGUACCAAACGAAAUUGAAAUCGAGUUGAAAGCAUAAAGCACGUAGUCCUCGUUAUUAUUAUCUGGCGGAAUAAUUGCGUAGCAGAGAGUAAUUUACGUCAAGUCUAUGUAUAUAAUAAAUAUAAAUUGGAUCCAAUUUUUAUGGCAAAUGCCUCGACAAGUUUGAAAGUCGUCUUCUGCCUCUCAAAUUUCAAACACUAUAUAUUUUUGUAAUUAGAUAUAAUUAAAAUUGUCUACCGAAUUUUUCAGUCAAUUUUUACUUGAUUUUUCUUUUUGUUAAGAAGAAGAUUGACUUUGAAUUGAUUGAAAAAUUUUUCAUAAUACCUUAACUCAUUCGAGACACAAAGUUUUUACAAUAAAAAAUUUAGUUCAAUAUCCAUCUAUGAUGUUACACCCAGAAAAAAGUUUCUUUGAAAUAAAACAAAUUUUCUUUAUAUUUUGACCU